AUGCAGAAACAUAACUUACGUGACACCCAUUAUUAUUUCAAAGUAAAAAAUUUCUUUGAUCCAUAUAUAAAACAAAAUGCACCAAAACAUUUACAACAUGUAUGGUUUUCUUCUCCGGGUUUUGCAUUUUAUGGUGUUCAACCUGAAUUACUUGUUGGUUCUUAUUCAUCUCUAAUUGGAUCACUUGGUAUUGCUUUAUUUGUACUUUUUCUUACAUCAGGCAAUUUAUUUAUUGCAGUUUAUGCUUUAAUUACAAUUACUUUUGUUAUUGCUGUUAGUGUUGCAGUAUUUGCUGCAUUAAAAUGA
This is a messenger RNA of Rotaria sordida, 306 nucleotides long. Lineage: Eukaryota; Metazoa; Rotifera; Eurotatoria; Philodinida; Philodinidae. The record is from the annotation of a GenBank genome assembly.